Molecule: messenger RNA, 904 nt
Organism: Cicer arietinum (chickpea)
Lineage: Eukaryota; Viridiplantae; Streptophyta; Magnoliopsida; Fabales; Fabaceae
Product: mitochondrial import inner membrane translocase subunit TIM14-3-like
Biological process (GO): protein import into mitochondrial matrix
Cellular component (GO): PAM complex, Tim23 associated import motor
Molecular function (GO): ATPase activator activity
Source: RefSeq, a predicted model, not a curated record
GUACUUUCAGCACCCCCUUGUUGGCCACAAUAAUCCAGCCAUUUUCCCCAGAGAAAACCCUACCUCCCAUCUCUCGAAUUCUCUAGAACACCCAACUCCUCUUCAUUCUAUUCUUCCACAAUAUUUACGUGCUAAUCAAGACAUUUCAUAAUCCUCCAUAAAUUUUAAAGAAACAACUAAAAUUUCAAUUUUCCUUUCAUUCUAUUCUUCAAUCUUAUUUCGAACUCGUCACUUUCGUUGUUCAAGGUUUUGAAAUUAUGACUACACCUUUAAUAGCAGGGGUUGCUGUGGCUGCUGCAGCAUAUGCCGGUAGAUAUGGUAUCCUAGCUUGGCAAGCAUUCAAGGCUAGACCACCUACAUUGCGUAGAUUUUAUGAAGGUGGUUUCCAGGCUACUAUGACUAGAAGGGAAGCGGCUCUCAUACUGGGUGUUAGACCGCACACUCCAACAGAUAAGAUUAAAGAAGCACAUAGGAGAGUGAUGGUUGCAAACCAUCCAGAUGCUGGUGGCAGCCAUUAUCUUGCUUCCAAAAUCAAUGAAGCAAAAGACAUGUUGCUUGGAAAGACCAAGGGUAAUGGGUCAGCAUUUUGAAGCCGUAUAACCAUUCUGCCAAUUAUCCAAACAUUUCAGACAUAAGAAGUUGUGCUUGAUUUAAUGUCAGAUUAUAAAUUUUGUGGUCACCCUCCAAUUAUUUUAUUAGACCCAAUAAUAUAGCAAGAAAGAUGAAUGAAUGUACCUAUCUAUAUGUUUGUCUGUGAUUAUAAAACUAUUGUAACCUGACUUGCAUCAUAAUCAACAGGUGCUCUUAUUUUCCCCCUAGUUUAAUUUUAUGCCACUUUAGCAUACUUGUAUUUUGACAUUGAAUGUGGUCGGCAGUAAACUUGAGUUACUAAUAUUGCAAGUUA